Molecule: messenger RNA, 1455 nt
Organism: Tetrahymena thermophila SB210
Lineage: Eukaryota; Ciliophora; Oligohymenophorea; Hymenostomatida; Tetrahymenidae
Product: transmembrane protein, putative
Exons: 1
Source: RefSeq, a predicted model, not a curated record
AUGGUAACUGUUUUAAUUAUCUUCAACAGAUUUGAAGCUUUGAAGAAAGACACUAUUGGAUUUCCUUUAAUAAGGUUAAUGACGUUUACUGAGGAUAUUCACUUUUAUUGCAAUAGUUUUAAGCUAAGGAGUUAAGUAAAGUACUCCCUGUUAGAUGAAAGAGCAAUAUAAUUUUACUAGUUUAUUUAACAAAGUAGUGGUUGCUCCUUAAUUUAUACUAAAUUUUUAGUAUUUUUUAUUACUGCAAAAAUUAAUAGAGAAGGCUGGCUUUUAUUAAUCUAAAAUAUAUUUGAUAUUAUUAUCCUUAUCUCGCUAUCAGUAAAUAUUUUUGUUAAUACUCUUAAUAAGUACUUCGAUUUCUCUAGGGUUUUUUAAGAUUAGUUAGAUUUGUAAUUCAACAAAAAAGAAUUUGGUAUUUAAUUCUUACUCUCUUGUCUCAAUUUUGUUGUUUUUAUGUAGAUGAUCAAGCAGAAUUGUAAAAUAGACUGGUUUUCUUUUUUUUACAUUUUUGUCCUAAUCCAAAUCAUUAUAUCAUGCAGAUAUCAUUUAAAAGAACGUCUCAGCACAUUUACUUAAAAUCCACUCAUCGAAAAAUUUGUGUAUCAUUUUGAUAUAGAUGGGUAGAUUUUUAUAAAUGAUCAUAAAUCAGUUGGGUAUGUUGUCUUAUUAAAAACAGGCAAGCAUUCAUUAAUAUAAAAAACAGUACUACUGCUGUGCUAUGCGAUAAUGUUAAAAGACACUAAGAAAAUUUCUUAUUUAUAAUGGUCUAUUCUUAUACUUGGUGUAACUGCAGCAUUGAUUUCAUUAAUUAGAGUAUUAAUUUAGGAAUCAAAAAAAUAUUAAGAGGUGUAACAAUCUGAGGGUAUUUUUGAAAUAGAUUGCUUAUCUUAAUUAAAUGAAUCAAACGAAAUCUUUGAAAAUUAUAUUUAAUAGAAAAUUAAUCCACAAUUCUAUAAAAUCUACUUUUACGUUCAACUAGAGCCACAAAAUGAAAGUGAAAUAAUACAUUGUUUGUUUAACUAAUUUAAAGGAGCCUAAAUUAUCUCUAAGUCAUUUUCGAGAUAAUACAUCGCAGGAAAAGAGAAUUUAGUUAUCAUAAGAAUGGACAGUAUCUAUAAUACUUCACAGAUUUAAGAAGAUAUUCUUUCGCUUCAACAAAAACAAUAAUAAUAAUUAAAGAAAAAAAUAUCAAUAGUAUAAAUCAAUAAAACAGAUCAUAGCUUCAUCUAAUUUGAAUAACUAUUUAGAAACCAAGGAUAAGACAAUUAAAUUAUUUUGUUACAAACUGAGUCGAAGUAAAGAUUAUUUUAAAAUAAUUAACAAUAAAAAUACGACGAACUCAUAUGUAAAUUAUAUUAAGUUUUUAUGCAAUCAAUUGCAUAUUAAGAAAAUAUCUCCCCUCUAUUAACUUACAAUCCUUAAUUUAUAUUUUUUGACCUAUUUGAUAAUAACUGA